Messenger RNA from Ascoidea rubescens DSM 1968, 315 nucleotides. RefSeq lists its product as uncharacterized. The record is from RefSeq and is a predicted model, not a curated record. The transcript has a single exon. Bases 1 to 315 code for a protein of 104 amino acids. NCBI's taxonomy places the organism in Eukaryota, Fungi, Ascomycota, Saccharomycetes, Ascoideales, Ascoideaceae.
AUGGUUGAAUGGUUAGUAGUUGUUUUCGACAAGGCAGGAUCAGAUCGCAGCAAGUUCAGGCCCCAGCACUUAGCAGCAAUUCCUCCAGCAGUUGAAUCAGGGAAAGUUACCAAUGUUGGAGCUAUUUUCAGCGAGAUUCCAGAAUUGGGCAAACCGUUGAAUUUUGCAGGAAGCACAUACAACAUCGAGGCUGAUACGAGAGAGGAGGUGUUGGAGUUCAUCAAGAAGGAUGUUUUCGCCAAAGAAGGCAUUUGGGAUUUGGACAAUAUUUUAAUCUACCCAUAUGGAUGUGCAGCUAGAAUUGCUAAGAAAUAG